Molecule: messenger RNA, 905 nt
Organism: Saccoglossus kowalevskii
Lineage: Eukaryota; Metazoa; Hemichordata; Enteropneusta; Harrimaniidae
Product: small ribosomal subunit protein eS6-like
Biological process (GO): translation
Cellular component (GO): ribosome
Molecular function (GO): structural constituent of ribosome
Source: RefSeq, a predicted model, not a curated record
CGGAGUAGUUUGUAAGGUCUCGUCGUCUACGAUACCUCAGUCCGUGAUUUCAUCUUUCUCUUUUCUCGGUCGUGGCUUAGGCCAUAGUGUUAUACCAACAUGAAGGUCAACGUAAGCUUUCCGGCGACUGGAUGUCAAAAAAUGAUUGAAGUGGACGAUGAACGAAAACUUCGGCCUUUCUAUGAAAAACGUAUGAGCCAAGAAGUGUCUGCUGAACCAUUAGGCGAUGAGUGGAAGGGAUAUCUGGUGAGGAUAAGUGGAGGGAAUGACAAACAAGGAUUUCCAAUGAAGCAGGGUGUACUGACAAAUGGACGUGUCCGUCUGUUGUUGUCAAAAGGUCAUUCCUGUUUCCGCCCCCGUCGUACGGGAGAACGUAGACGCAAGUCUGUGCGUGGAUGUAUUGUUGAUUCCAAUCUCAGUGUGUUGAAUCUCGUUAUCUUGAAGAAAGGUGAUGCUGAUAUUCCUGGGCUAACCGACACCACUAUCCCACGUCGUCUUGGUCCAAAGAGAGCCAGUAAAAUAAAAAAACUCUUCAAUUUAGACAAAAAAGAUGAUGUACGUCAGUAUGUUGUGAAACGUCCUCUUCCUGAAAAAGAAGGGAGAAAACCAAAGACCAAGGCUCCCAAGAUUCAAAGACUGAUAACACCAGUUGUGCUACAACGGAAACGCCACCGCCUAGCUCUUAAGAAACGCAGGGCUAUCAAGGGUAAGGAAGACGCCGCUGAAUAUGCCAAAUUAUUGGCACAGAGGGCAAAAGAAAAGCGUGAGGCAGUAUUGAAGCGCAAGAGAUCAGCUUCUAUGAGAGAAUCCAUCAGGGAAUCAACAUCUAAGUCUAAGUCUAAGUCGAAAUAAAAAUGUUAAAUAUACUGCAAUAUUUACGAAAUAAAAGUUGAAUAUCUGGCCUA